This is a messenger RNA of Rhopilema esculentum, 774 nucleotides long. RefSeq lists its product as uncharacterized. The record is from RefSeq and is a predicted model, not a curated record. Lineage: Eukaryota; Metazoa; Cnidaria; Scyphozoa; Rhizostomeae; Rhizostomatidae.
AUGGCGGACAUGGCGGAAAGUAAAUCAUCUUCAGAAGCCUACUUGCGACUUUCGACGUCAUUUCAAGAAGCUCACACCAGGGUCCUAGUAGAUCGAAUAAAGAUUCCUGAUAACAGCAAUGUGUUAGAAAUUGGAUGUGGAACCGGGGCAACUGCAGCAUAUCUGGCCCGAGAUGUGGUCAGGAAUGGAACAGUGACUGGCUGUGAUCCUGAAGAGAACAGAAUCCGCGUAGCCGCUGAGAAGUACUCUGACAUAGAAGGACUUGAGUUUAUAAAAUGCACUGGAGUUGAAGCUUUGAAGAGUAGGGAGCAGGCCUACGAUGUUAUAUACAGCAAUUAUGUACUACACUGGAUGUCUGGUGAGGAAUUUGAGGAGACGAUGAGGUUAAGUUUUGUUGCAACGAAAACAGGUGGAUUGGCAGCCCAUAAUGUUGCCGAAGAACUCCCUGACAAUCUUAUUAGGUUGGUCAAGCACGCAAAAGCCGAAAAUUUAAAAAGGCUUUAUGAAAUGGUAAAGCCAAUCAGCCUUGAAAGGCUUAUUGAUGUAUCAGUAAAAGUGGGCUUUAAGGUUGUAGACUCAGGUCGGAUACCAACAGUAACAAAAUUUGAUGAUUUGAAAGAGUAUCUACGUUUGCUGGAUGCAUCGCUGUACGGUAAAUUUGGUGUUGAAGAAGGGUACAUGAAAAACAGCCACAGUAUUGAGUUGCCAAAGGAUGAAGAUGGCAAAAUAAUUUAUGUUGUUCGUCAAGCUUUUGUUGUUUUAGAAAAACUGUGA